Messenger RNA from Branchiostoma belcheri (Belcher's lancelet), 824 nucleotides. RefSeq lists its product as uncharacterized. The transcript is spliced from 4 exons. NCBI's taxonomy places the organism in Eukaryota, Metazoa, Chordata, Leptocardii, Amphioxiformes, Branchiostomatidae. Bases 55 to 627 code for a protein of 190 amino acids. The record is from RefSeq and is a predicted model, not a curated record.
GCCAUUUUGAAUUAGGCCAAAGGUCACACAGCAGACGACGGUCAGGUCAGCAAAAUGUCUGGCUCCGACGUGGAGACGAAACUAGAAGCUGUGUUCUCCUUGUAUCAGAAGCAUGGACAGUCCGACUACAUCGGCGAGGACGUGUCUCAAACACAGCACAUGGUGCAGUGUGCCAUGCUGGCAGAACAGGAGGGGUUCCCGCCGGAGGUGAUCCUGGGUGCCCUCUUGCAUGACAUCGGGCACUUGGUUGGCAUGGAGAGGAACCUGGAGAGGAUGGGACAGUUGGGUGUCCAACAUCAUGAGAGAAUUGGGCAGACCUUCCUGAAGGAGCUGGGUUUUCCUGCUGCUGUCACAGACUUUGUUAGAGGCCAUGUCAAUGCCAAACGCUACCGUGUGUACAAGGAGCCUACGUACUAUGACCAACUGUCCAGUGCCAGUAAGGGGACCCUGGUGCACCAGGGAGGCCCCAUGACAGGACAGGAGGCUGCAGAGUUUGAGAAGUCGCCACAGUUCCAGGCCAUGUUACGGAUGAGGGGCUGGGACGAGGCAGCAAAGGACCCUUCUGUUCAAAUUAAACCCUUGGAGUAUUACCAAGAGUUGUGUAGGGAAUACCUGCUAAAUUUGUAAGAAAAUAUACUUAAGACAAUCAAAAUUGGAACUCAAAGGACACAUUGCUUGAGUGCUUGACAAUGUGGCAUUUUAGAUAGGUAAAGCCAUUGUCAGAUGUUUAUAGAUAGAAAUGCAACAUGAUAAAUCAGUGGCUGAAUAAUUUAUUGUGUUACAGACCAUUAUUUGAUGUUACAGAAAAGACAUGCAAAUCAACU